ACUUACCUACUUUGGAAUUGGAGGAGAGAAAGAACAAAGAAGAGUUGCAGAGUUCAGAUUUUCCCCAAAGACGAUGAUGAUGAAAUCUGUUUGCUCGAUUUCUACAGCUCCAUUGAUUCGUUCGUCUCCAUGUCAAUCUCUUUCUCGAACAAGCUUGAAUCAUCGAUUUACCCUCAAGAGUCCAGCUUCGCUCUACUUAUCCCAUCCAACAAGUUGCUGUUUUUCGAACCCAUGGAGUUCUCAGGAGUCAUUGGAUUCCUCCCAUGGUGGAAUGUCUAAGGCAUCGAUGAGUGUUUUUGUAGGUGAUUCGCUUAAAAACCUCAAGAUGCAAGUGGACAUCCCUGCUAUUUCUCUGCAUUCUAUCAAUCCAUUAGCCAAGCUGAGUCUGAGUGAUCAGGCAUUUCUUCUCUUGGCCUUCAUCGCUUUCACGACUUCAGUGGCUUUUACCAGUCUUGUGAUUACAGCCAUUCCCACACUUGUGGCCAUGGGUAGAGCUGCAACUUCCUUUGCGAAGUUAGCUGACACAGCUCGCAAAGAACUCCCUAGUACCUUGGCAGCCGUAAGGCUCUCCGGCAUGGAAAUAAGUGAUCUUACUCUUGAAUUGAGCGAUUUAAGCCAAGAUAUAGCUGAUGGGGUAAACAAAUCAGCAAAAGCGGUUCAAGCAGCCGAAGCUGGAAUCAAACAGAUUGGAACACUUGCACAACAGCACACUCUCUCAAUGAUUGAAGAGAGAGCAAAUUUACCAGAAAUAUCGCUGCAACCUGUAGUGGCUGGGGCAGCCGAGAAGACUUCUCAAGCAAUCGGCAGUGCAACGAAGAGACUGAUGAACAUCAUAACGGGAGGAGACAAGGAUGAAGAAGAAGAUACCUUAGGCAUUUAGAAAGCUUUUAUCUAUUAUGAACAAGUCCUCCUUUAGUAGAAUUUGGUAUAUUUUGUGAAAAUCUGAUGUGUAAGACACAAAAGAAGAAAUAACAGAUGAGUUUUAUUUACUUCAUCUUAAACGUUUUGUAAGACAACAAA
Molecule: messenger RNA, 1020 nt
Organism: Camelina sativa (false flax)
Lineage: Eukaryota; Viridiplantae; Streptophyta; Magnoliopsida; Brassicales; Brassicaceae
Source: RefSeq, a predicted model, not a curated record